Knipowitschia caucasica is the source of this 1215-nucleotide messenger RNA. The record is from the annotation of a GenBank genome assembly. Lineage: Eukaryota; Metazoa; Chordata; Actinopteri; Gobiiformes; Gobiidae.
AUGGAGUGGAAUGGGUUUAAGAUGGGGUCGACAGAGACACAGUGGCGUCAGGCAGACCUCCCGCAGCUGCAGAGCUGGGCAGAGAAAGGAUUGCUGACACAGCCAAAGAUGAUCAUCAGUAAUAUGGACUCUCCGGUGACAAACGGCCCGAGUGGAGGAGGUAACACGGCAAAUGGUCCUACCUCCAACAGCCGCGGCUGCCCUUCGCCCAUGCAGACCAAUUCAAACAACGACGACAGCAAGACCAACCUCAUUGUCAACUACCUGCCCCAGAACAUGACACAGGAGGAGUUUCGCAGCCUCUUUGGAUCCAUUGGAGAAAUUGAGUCCUGCAAGCUAGUCCGCGACAAGAUUACAGAGGCAGAGGUGAAGAUGGGUAUGGAUUUGACAAAUGCAGAGCCAGGACAGAGCCUGGGCUACGGCUUUGUCAAUUACAUUGACCCAAAGGAUGCAGAGAAAGCCAUCAACACGUUAAAUGGACUCAGACUUCAAACCAAAACGAUCAAGGUGUCGUACGCACGGCCAAGCUCAGCUUCUAUUCGUGAUGCAAACCUGUACGUGAGUGGCCUGCCUAAGACCAUGACCCAGAAGGAGCUGGAGCAGCUCUUCUCUCAGUAUGGACGUAUCAUCACCUCCCGCAUCCUGGUGGACCAGGUCACAGGUGGUUCCCGAGGUGUGGGCUUCAUCCGCUUUGACAAGAGGAUAGAAGCGGAGGAGGCUAUCAAGGGUUUGAACGGACAGAAGCCGUCCGGAGCUGCUGAGCCAAUCACCGUUAAGUUUGCGAACAACCCGAGCCAGAAGACCAGCCAGGCCCUUCUGUCACAGCUUUACCAGUCCCCUAACCGCCGAUACCCGGGGCCCCUGCAUCACCAGGCCCAGCGCUUCAGGUUCUCUCCCAUCACUAUCGACAGCAUGACCAGCCUGGUGGGCAUGAACAUCCCGGGCCACACAGGGACCGGCUGGUGCAUCUUUGUCUAUAACCUGUCUCCAGACUCAGAUGAGAGCGUCCUGUGGCAGCUCUUUGGGCCGUUUGGAGCCGUCAACAAUGUCAAAGUGAUCCGUGACUUCAACACCAACAAGUGCAAAGGCUUUGGCUUUGUCACCAUGACGAAUUACGACGAGGCGGCCAUGGCCAUCGCCAGUCUCAACGGCUACAGGUUGGGUGACCGUGUCUUGCAAGUCUCCUUCAAGACUAACAAGACACACAAGUCCUGA